This is a messenger RNA of Adineta steineri, 801 nucleotides long. The record is from the annotation of a GenBank genome assembly. Lineage: Eukaryota; Metazoa; Rotifera; Eurotatoria; Adinetida; Adinetidae.
AUGAUGACUACUAGUGAACAAACACCAUCGCAUGUUGGCCUUUCGAUGCCGGAACAUCCACCAACAUCGGAUGAUUUACAAUUUGUGAGUGGUGCAUUUACUCUACCACAAGAUGGUCAAUCAAAUGUAACACAAGGAUCAACUUCACAAGGAUAUGCUGGUAAAAAUGAUUUUGAAAAUCAAAUACGUCAUCGUGGUUGGCUUGGUGGUACCUUAGAUAAACAAGGUUAUGGAUGGUUACUCGAUACAACUACUGAUGAUGAUGAUUUAAGUACUGAAGAAAAUCGACCACUCUUAGAAGAAUUAGAUAUAAAUAUUAGUGAAAUUUUUGCUAAAUUACGUUGCGUUAUUUUACCAAUUCCAAGUCGAGCUUUACAACGAGCAACACUUUUACGUGAUAAUCCAGAUUUUUGGGGACCGUUACUUGUUGUUCUUUGUUUUGCUCUACUCUCAGUUUAUGGUCAAAUUCGUGUUGUCUCAUGGAUUAUAACAAUUUGGAUUUUUGGUUCACUCGGAAUUUUUACUUUAGCUCGUGUUCUUGGCGGAGAAGUCUCCUAUUCUCAAAUUGUUGGUACUAUUGGUUAUUCACUUCUUCCUUUACUUUUGGUUGCUUUUAUAAGUCCCGUAGUAAAGAAAGCACAUUUUUUGUCUGUUUUUAUAAAAUUAAUGGGUGUUGUAUGGUCAACUUAUUCUGCAGCAACAUUAUUAUGUGUUGAAGAACUUCAACAAAAGAAAACACUUCUUCUUUAUCCCAUAUUUUUACUCUACAUUUACUUUCUUUCACUCUACACUGGCGUUUAA